Molecule: messenger RNA, 324 nt
Organism: Necator americanus (New World hookworm)
Lineage: Eukaryota; Metazoa; Nematoda; Chromadorea; Rhabditida; Ancylostomatidae
Exons: 1
Coding region: 1-324 (107 amino acids)
Source: RefSeq, a predicted model, not a curated record
AUGUACCGCCCGUGCGCCGCCCGUGUUGGCGACGGGCCGCCCGUGGUGGCGACGUACCGCCCGUGCGCCGCCCGUGUUGGCGAUGGGCCGCCCGUGGUGGCGACGUACCGCCCGUGCGCCGCCCGUGUCGGCAACGGGCCGCCCGUGGUGGCGACGUACCGCCCGUGCGCCGCCCGUGUUGGCAAUGGGCCGCCCGUGGUGACGAUGCACCGCCCGUGCGCCGCCCGUGUUGGCAAUGGGCCGCCCGUGGUGACGACGUACCGCCCGUGCGCCGCCCGUGGUGACGACGUACCGCCCGUGUUGGCAAUGAGCCGCCCGUGGUGA